This is a messenger RNA of Bubalus bubalis (water buffalo), 22082 nucleotides long. It is a transcript of the gene AGO3, whose product is annotated as argonaute RISC catalytic component 3. Gene Ontology annotation, biological process: regulation of stem cell proliferation; regulatory ncRNA-mediated gene silencing. NCBI's taxonomy places the organism in Eukaryota, Metazoa, Chordata, Mammalia, Artiodactyla, Bovidae. Gene Ontology annotation, molecular function: protein binding; RNA binding. The record is from RefSeq and is a predicted model, not a curated record. The transcript has 20 exons. Bases 6342 to 8915 code for a protein of 857 amino acids.
CCAGAGUGUUGAAACUGCUGAUUAUCUGUAAUCAUUUCACAGGGUUUCCAUUUAUUCUUCAUUCACCAAACAUGUAAAGCACUGUGUCUAGCAGUUUUGUUGGGGAGUAAGCAGGCAUAAUUCAAAAAUGAGGAAAACAGUGUUUCUCUCCUUAAGGAGCUUAAAAAAUUUGGUUGGGGGUAUGAGUAGCCAAAUGGUUCUUUGGUACCAUUUAGAGAGAUUAUAAGGAUUGGGAAGAAGGCUAUAAGGCUGCAGCAAUGAAGAUAAAAAGGAAAGAGCAAAUAGGAGAGACACUCAGGAGGUAAAAUUAAUAGGACUCAAUGGAUGAUGGAAUGAGAAGAACGAAGUAGAGGCUAACAUCCACUUUGCUUGAGCAAGUGAGUAUGUUGGGACAUUCCUUCCUCUAAGCCAGAUUGGGGGAAGGGAGACCAUAGAAGGAAGGUGGUGAAUUUUGUGAAGAAAGACCAUUAGGCUUUUAUAGAUUGAGUUUUGAGGUUCCCAGGUUUCCAGUAAAUAUUUAUAUUUUGGUGCUCAGGGAAGACUCCAAAACUGUAGUUAUAGAUAAGAGAUUCAUAAUCAUAGAGAUGGUAGUUAAAGCCAUAGGAAUGAACAGGAUGGCUUAGGAAAGAGUAGGGCAAGAGAAGCCUAGUGUACAACUCUAGGAAACGAGAUCAGGAAAUGGAACCUAAGAUGACUGUCAGAUCACUCAUAGAUAGCUUGUAUGGUUUUGAUUGAUUUAAUGGGGUGGGAGAAUAGUGAGGAGAGUGGAAUAGGAUUCAACAGCGACAUGAUUAACAGCAGGAAAACUGCGGUGAAGGGGGGAUAUUAUUUUCUACUUAUUUUACCAUCCUUCACUCCAUCUUCUCUGGGAUCUUGUAACUAUAUGGUCAUUCUCCAGUUUUUCUUGAAAAUGAGCAUUGGAAAACCUAACUUAAAUCAGGCUAAGACUGAGACUUCCAAGUCGUUCACAGUCACCACCACCACUACCUCCACCUUCAGCUUCCUCCUAUCCUCAGGAGAUACUUGUGAAACAAUAAAAUAAACAAACCUAAUUUUGUUCCUAUCCAGUGUCCUAGAUCGUAUUCCAGUGUACUUGGUAGCACUUAGCAGCUUGCUCUGUUUUCUCCUAUGACUUGUUUUCCCCAGAGCCUACGAACUCCUAGCCACAGAAACUACUACUCAUUUUUCUCUCAGGGCCAUCCAUAGUGUAUAUCAGGAGGGGUCAGUAUUUAUGACUAGGAUUGAAAUGAGCUAGAAAUCUGUGGUUCUUGAGUACAGAGGGGAGACUCAAGAAGUGAUACUGAGUCUGCAGGAUGGACUCAGCAUUCCUCAAUCUUCAGGUAAGCAGAAACUUUGAACCAGAUUGUCAUCACCUUUUCUCACUCACUCCAGCCUUGAGGGUCUAAGAUUUUGUGCCUUAAGUUCUUGGUGCACUUAUCAAGCAUGUAAGUUCAGCAUUCCUCCCUGGUACUCCUAGAGCAUUGGUUAUUUCUGUGUACUGGGAGAAGAUGGCACAGGGAAGGAUUCUGGCACAGUGCCCAAUGAGAAAUUUCAGUGGCAGCUAGAAUGUACAAAAGCGGGCCUCGCAUUCCUCUGGAGGCCAAGUGUUGUGGAUGUCAAAUUGCAGUGCUAACCUGUGGCUACCCCUGCCAGAUUCUCUUGGAAGCAAGCCAGCCAAAACCAUGCUUUUCUGCAGCAUGGAGUAGUGAGGUUGGUUGGAGUUGAAGAGCAAAUUGGAACAUGUAGGAAAUUUUUCCCAGUUGAAACAAGACUUAAACUUAAGACCAUUAAUGAAGUAGAAAGUGUUUAGCAGAGCAAAUGGGAAGAUGAUCAUUAUACCACAUUUUCACCAUAAAUUUCAUUGCCAUAAACGAUUGAUGUUAAAAAAAAUUUCAGGAUUUGGCUGAUGGUUGCUACUCAGGUGUUGCUAGCACCCGUGGAUAUCCCUUUUCAGGAGUGGUUGAGCAGCCUUUCCUCUGUUCUUUCAGUUGGCAGAAUAUACUGUAGCACUUUUUUGUCACUACAGUCAAGUGCCUUUAAGAUAGAAUGAGGUGGUAUAUUCAUUGGGUAUCACUUGGCUUAACAGACCCCAGAAUCAUGAAGUAGGUUUGGCAGCUAAAGGAAAGGGUUUUAUAGUGCAAAAAGAAGAAUAUUUUCAAGUUCUGAGUCUGGGGCAUCCUCAGACUACUGGCUCUACUGCUUGAAUGUGACGUAGCUUUGAAUUGGAAAAUCAGCUCUGUUUUCAAUCCUAGCUUUCAAGGUAUUUAUUCCUUUGGCUAUAAGCUGAGGAAACCUCGCAGGCUCAGAAGGUGCACAGAGCAUGGCAGAAGCACUCUUAAAGCAGCAAUGUCAAGAAGGGGGAAAAGUGGACUUGCUGAGGAUGAGGUGCAUUUCGAAGCUCUCCAUUUGAAGUACCAUAACUACCUUCCCAGGAUACCAGAUCAAGACUUUUAGGCUACCGUGGCUUACCCUGCAGGAACCCACUGUCCUCUUAUUCUGGACCAUAUCAGCUUCACCACUAUCCUCUUGGCAGUGUCUUUUUGGGACAGAAAUUUUGAGGAACCUUUCUAGGAACCUUCCUCACCUUCUAUAGGCAAGGAACUUUCCUUAUAAAAAAGGCAGGUUUGGGGGUUGUUGAAUGGAGGUGAAUUGGAAAAGGAAUAGGAAGUGGGUACUUUGAAGUACUUGGUCAGGUGUUUUGUACAGUAUCCUUUUAUAAUUUGGUUGCAUCUUCCACAGCAUUCACAUGAAGCAAUUUAUCCGUUACUUUCAACUACACGUAACAAAACCUGAUUGGUUUAAAUAAGGAAACAUGACAAGAAAUGCUGAUUUAUGUGGCUCUAAGGUUGGAUAAUUCAAUGGCUCAGUAAUAAUACCAACAUAACAGAUUCUUGCUCUGCUAUCCUUUGUGUUAUCUUAUCCUCAUGCUUGUUCACCUCAGAAAACCAAGACUGCUUGUGUAACUCCAGGAAGGAAAUGCUGACAGAACAAAGUCUAGCAGAAGAGGGACUAAUUCUUCCCAGUGUUUCAUUUUAAAGAAAGGAAAUCCCUGGAAGCCCCAACAGAUCUGGCCUAAUGUCUCAUUUGCUAGAAAUGGGUCAUCUUGCCACUAUUGUGUCAUUGGCAAAGCAAAUGAGAUCAUCCAUCAUGAGUGGCUUAGAUUAAUUACAAGUUAUCUUAUGAAUCAUGUGAAUUAAAAAGACAAGUUAUGUUUGCUAGGCAAGAAGGGAUAAGGCAUCCAGAUAGGAUGUUGGUUAGGCAUCCAGCAGUGUGUUGUGUGUAGGUGAUCUGUUUUUACAGAAGAGGAAUGUGAUGUUCAGAGAGGGUGACUAGCAAAAGCCUUCAGUGUCAGUUCUGACUGUCCCUAAAGCCAAUAUGUUUUAUAUUGUGUUCUGCUGCAAUACAGAGUAACUUACUUUGUGCUGUGUAAAAACUGCUUGUCUAGAAGAGAUUCCAAGUGUCAAGCCCAUCCAAGAGGAAAGGAUGCUAUCCAGUUCUUUGCUCCUUCAGUGAUUUUUUUUUUUUCCCUAGCAACUUUCAGAGGGCAUUGAUUUCUUUGCCCCCAAGAUUUCUGUACUAUUUUAUAGCUCUUCCUCUGAGAGCAGCCAGUACCACAAGGGAUGAGGGCAGAGUUAUCAUUCUUGAAGCUCACUUAUUUAUCUCUUUGUCCACCUGCCCAACAAAUAUUUAUGGGAGGCUGCUAUGUACCAGGCACUGGCACUGUUCUAGGCACUGGAGUGAUGAUAAUUAGGAUACACAAAAACCUGCACUCUGCCCUUAAGAGACUCAUUUGGGAAUAAGGAUAGCCAGAACUAGGAAAUGCAUGUGGUUGGGAGAGCCUCAUACAACUUGGCUUUUGGCAGAAUCAUUCACACUUUUUUGCCUUCCUACAUCCUGAUGUUACAGUUCAUGAGCUUUUCCUAUGAACUCACAUGUGAGGUCCCUAGAUACGAGUAGAUGGGAAAGCAUUAUUGACAUUUAUUACAUUGGACUGAAUUAGAAGGUCCAGAUCCUGUUACAUCCAUGUCAACAAAGAAUACAGUGGCCCACCUCCAGCAUUCAUCACCGUGUUUUUUCUAGGAGACACCCAAGAAACCUGCAGUCAUUUAGGGAGCCAGUUGUAGGGAUUUGAGGGUGUGAAAGGCUGUUGUAAAAGAGUUGGUAUUCAUCCCUGUUAAAUGUUGCUAAGGUCUUGGAUUGUGUAUAGUUUAGGAUUGAAAAUAACUUUUAGGAUACAGUGUUUCAUCUAGUGACAUCUGAUACUGAAAAAUUGAGGGAAUUUUCAGAAAAAGGGCUAAGGUUGAGAAGGAAGAAGUGAGGCAGAAUUGGAGUCAGAUGUGGGCUUGAAUCCUGUCCAUUUUCUGUUUGCUGUAUAGUAGAUGCAUCUAGUAAGUGCUUUGAAAUGACUAAUAAAUACCUUUACUAACAUGUAGGGAGGAUUUUCUCAGUGCUUCAUGCCCAUUCCCUAACUUCACAACUGAGGACACUGAAGCCCAGAGGCUCAAGUGACUGAUCUGAAGCCCCAUAGUGAUUGGAAAAGUACUAAAGAUAUGAUGAAAGUGAAAGUUGCUCAGUCCUGUCUGACUCUGCGACCCCAUAGCCUAUCCAGUCCGUGGAAUUCUCCAGGCCAGACUACUGGAAUGGGUAGCCUUUCCCUUCUCCAGGAUAUUUUUUUUCCUUUUUCUCUUUGUCCCAGGGUUUAAAACAAAAAAAUGUAUUUUGAUUAUUAACAUUCUAAACGUUGCUGAUACUAGGGACAGGGAAAAAUCAUUCAUCAUUUCUCAGCCUGAAUGAAAUAGUUAUCAUUUCUGUAAGUCAACAAACACUAAUGGGCUACACAAUAGCAAACAGAACUUGCAGACUGGAAGAGGGUUUGUUAAGGAAAUACUGUAAUAGUAUACAGGAAUGCCUCACCAUAGGUCCAGGAAAGGCAUCAGCGAUUGGCGGGCACAGGGGAUGGGGUGAGUGUGAGAAAGGAGAGGGCUCCUGGUCAAGAAAAUCCAAGUGUAAUAGAAAACCGCUUUGCCCAGUGCCGGGCAAGCAGACCGCUGUAGCUGUAGCAUAAUGAUGAGGAAGAGUCUCGCUUGAAGGGAAAGGCAAGGACCUCCCUUUACGCCUCUAGCUUGGCCCCGGAAUGGAGUUUUGGCGUUAGAGUGACCAGGCGUUAUUAAAGAGUUUUUAACAUGGAAAUUAUUCGAUCUGACGUUUUUGUCAAGUCAUCUUUUCCCAAGUUAGAUUGCACGAGAAAUAUUCUCCCCAGAAAUUGUCAAAACAACUCUACAAAUUUGGAGUGAUAAACCGUGAUGGUCACUCGACCGCCUGCAGGAGAGGAGGCACGUAGGGUGGUCCCAACUGGGCGUGGCCCGGAGGGCCUCCAGAAGAAAGGGGGAACUUUCCCAAGACAAGAUCAGUCUGGGGCCCUCACAGCUCCUGCACCUCAGACCAGCCAAACUCCGAAGAGGCUCUCGUCCAGGUCAGCGAGGCUGCCCUCCACGACUGCGCCUCGCGCCGGCACGGCCCCGCACCAGGGUGGCGGGAGGAGUCCAACCCCUCGGGGUUGUCUCCGGCCGGCACGGCCGGGUCCCGUUCGCUGUCCCGGGUCGCAACCCGUCGCGCUCGCAGCAGACUCCGCCCAGGCUCGGCGCCCGCGGCGCGACGCCUCCCCUGCGUCCACCGCGCCGGCCGCGCCCGCACCGACGUCGCGCCCGAACGGUCAGGGCGGAGAGGCGAGGCCUGGACGUCUGGCGAGCCCGGGCGGCGGAACUGACGCCAGCGGGCUUCCGGGGGUGGCCCCCGGGGAGGUCGGCGGCGGCGCCGCAGUCGUGGAGGGGCAGUGGGAGCGUAAGCGGCCGUGGGCGACGCAAGUUCCGCACAGAGCUCUGCCUUCUCGCCUCACGCUUCUUCCUCUCUCCUAGUCGCGUGCUGCCUCCCGACGGCCGCUCUUCCUGACCAGAGCUUUCGGAGUGCGGUGGCUGAGGAGAAGCCGUCACCACCCCGCCUCGGGGCCGAGUCAGGGUUCCAGUCGCGCCGCGUCGCCCCCUGCGCCGCCUCCUUGCCCUCAGUGGCGGGCGCCCUUCUCACUCGAAGCACUCCCCCCAGCUCCAUGAAUGGAAAUCGGCUCCGCAGGUAGUUGUGAAGAUACAUUAAGAUAACAGAUGAGAAUUGAGUUUGAAAUAGAUGUUAGUGCAACGUCAAAUGCAAGAUGGCAUUUCUUCCAUCCCUGAGUUCUCGUCUGAUGUUCGUGGCAGCUUGGUAUGCAGUUCCUGAGGAUCUUGGAAAUGUCAUAUCAGCCUGGAUCACUGCUUAUGUGAGGAGGACCCGUUGGGGCCCAGCCCCUACUCAUGGUGCCCAGAAGACCUGGCUAUGGCACCAUGGGCAAACCCAUUAAAUUGCUGGCUAACUGUUUUCAAGUUGAAAUUCCAAAGAUUGAUGUCUACCUCUAUGAGGUAGAUAUUAAACCAGACAAGUGUCCUAGGAGAGUGAACAGGGAGGUGGUUGACUCAAUGGUUCAGCAUUUUAAAGUGACUAUAUUUGGGGACCGUAGACCAGUUUAUGAUGGAAAAAGAAGCCUUUACACAGCCAAUCCACUUCCUGUGGCAACUACAGGGGUGGAUUUAGAUGUUACUUUACCUGGAGAAGGUGGAAAAGAUCGACCUUUCAAAGUGUCAAUCAAAUUUGUCUCUCGGGUGAGUUGGCACCUACUCCAUGAAGUACUGACAGGACGGACCUUGCCCGAACCACUGGAAUUAGACAAGCCUAUCAGCACUAACCCUGUCCAUGCCGUUGACGUGGUGCUACGACAUCUGCCCUCCAUGAAAUAUACACCUGUGGGGCGUUCCUUUUUCUCAGCUCCGGAAGGAUACGACCACCCUCUGGGAGGGGGCAGGGAAGUUUGGUUUGGAUUUCAUCAGUCUGUUCGGCCUGCCAUGUGGAAAAUGAUGCUUAAUAUUGAUGUUUCUGCCACUGCCUUCUACAAAGCACAACCUGUAAUUCAGUUCAUGUGUGAAGUUCUUGAUAUUCAUAAUAUUGAUGAGCAGCCAAGACCUCUGACUGAUUCUCAUCGGGUAAAAUUCACCAAAGAGAUAAAAGGUCUGAAGGUUGAAGUGACUCAUUGUGGAACAAUGAGACGGAAAUACCGUGUUUGUAAUGUAACAAGAAGGCCUGCCAGUCAUCAAACCUUUCCUUUACAGUUAGAAAAUGGCCAAACUGUGGAGAGAACAGUAGCACAGUAUUUCAGAGAAAAGUACACUCUUCAGCUGAAGUACCCACACCUUCCCUGUCUGCAAGUGGGGCAGGAACAGAAACAUACCUACCUGCCACUAGAAGUCUGUAAUAUUGUGGCAGGGCAACGAUGUAUCAAGAAGCUAACGGACAAUCAAACCUCCACUAUGAUCAAAGCCACAGCAAGAUCUGCACCAGAUAGACAAGAGGAAAUUAGCAGAUUGGUAAGAAGUGCAAAUUAUGAAACAGAUCCAUUUGUUCAAGAGUUUCAAUUUAAAGUUCGAGAUGAAAUGGCUCAUGUAACCGGACGCGUACUUCCAGCACCUAUGCUCCAAUAUGGAGGCCGGAACCGGACUGUAGCAACACCAAGCCACGGAGUAUGGGACAUGCGAGGGAAACAGUUCCACACAGGAGUUGAAAUCAAAAUGUGGGCUAUAGCUUGUUUUGCCACACAGAGGCAGUGUAGAGAAGAAAUAUUGAAGGGUUUCACGGACCAGCUGCGGAAGAUUUCCAAGGACGCAGGGAUGCCCAUCCAGGGCCAGCCUUGCUUCUGCAAAUAUGCACAGGGGGCAGACAGCGUGGAGCCCAUGUUCCGGCAUCUCAAGAACACCUACUCAGGGCUGCAGCUCAUUAUCGUCAUCCUGCCCGGGAAGACGCCUGUGUAUGGUAAAGAUACCGUAUUAAGAUUGCAUUUUUCCUCAGCGGAGGUGAAACGUGUCGGAGAUACACUUUUGGGUAUGGCUACACAAUGUGUUCAAGUCAAGAAUGUAAUAAAAACAUCCCCUCAGACUCUCUCAAACCUGUGCCUGAAGAUAAAUGUUAAACUUGGAGGGAUCAAUAAUAUUCUUGUACCUCAUCAAAGACCUUCUGUGUUCCAGCAACCAGUGAUCUUUUUGGGAGCAGAUGUCACUCAUCCGCCAGCUGGUGAUGGGAAGAAACCUUCUAUUGCUGCUGUUGUAGGUAGUAUGGAUGCCCACCCAAGCAGAUACUGUGCUACUGUAAGAGUUCAGAGACCCCGACAGGAGAUCAUCCAGGACCUCGCCUCCAUGGUCCGAGAACUUCUCAUUCAGUUUUAUAAGUCAACUCGGUUCAAGCCUACUCGUAUCAUCUUCUAUCGGGAUGGUGUUUCAGAGGGGCAGUUCAGGCAGGUAUUAUAUUAUGAACUCCUAGCAAUUCGAGAAGCCUGCAUCAGUUUGGAGAAAGACUAUCAACCUGGAAUAACCUACAUUGUAGUUCAGAAGAGACACCACACUCGACUGUUUUGUGCUGAUAGAACUGAAAGGGUCGGAAGAAGUGGCAACAUCCCAGCUGGAACGACGGUGGACACAGACAUUACCCACCCGUAUGAGUUUGAUUUUUACCUCUGUAGUCAUGCUGGGAUACAGGGUACCAGCCGACCUUCACACUAUCAUGUUUUAUGGGAUGAUAACUGCUUUACUGCAGAUGAACUUCAGCUGCUAACUUACCAGCUCUGCCACACUUACGUGCGCUGUACACGCUCUGUUUCUAUACCUGCACCAGCGUAUUAUGCUCACCUGGUGGCGUUUAGAGCCAGAUAUCAUCUCGUGGACAAAGAACAUGACAGUGCUGAAGGAAGUCACGUUUCAGGACAGAGCAAUGGACGAGAUCCACAAGCUCUUGCCAAGGCUGUACAGAUUCACCAAGAUACCUUACGCACAAUGUACUUUGCUUAAAAAGUCUAAGAAUAUUCUCUGAGAGGAAGAACUGGAAGAUGAAUCGACAUACAACUUAUGUUUCCAGUGGAGUCAGCUGGGUGAGGAUGCCUCCAGCCAUACAGAAACCAACACUGUGUGGGGGCCAGGGUCUGAUUUUAUGUUGAUACAGGAAGAUUGUUUACUUCAUCAAGGAACACAGCACCAUUAUGCAAUAUGAAACCAGCCAACUGCUUUUUUGUGCGGUCUCCUGUAGGAAGUAUCGCGGUUGUUUUGUUUUCACUUUCUUGUAGUCUAACCCUUUUAAUGCCUUUACCUCAAGUUGCUUGGCAGCACAACUCUUUGCAAAAAAAAAAAAAAAAGUAAAGAAAAAGUAAAUGAAGGUUUUUUUUUUAAAAAACUACACCUAUAUGAAUAAUCAAAGUGAUUGUUCACAAUGAUGUGUGCAAAAAAAUUAAUGUGCAUUCAUGUAUUCUUGUAAAAGUUAUCUGUAUAUUUUACAUAUAUACAUGCAUACUGCAUAUGCAUAUAUAUCUGGAUCUACACUGAUAGUAGAUAUAUAUGUAUCCCUGUAUAUAUUUUAUAGUUCAUUCCGUGGGGGAUCCGUCUUUCCCUUUUAUUAUUCUCCCACUGCCACUUUCAUUUUUCUCUCUACCUCCCUCGCUUCAUCACCUACAUUUUUUUUCCCUGAUGCUACCAGUGACAUUCAAAUAUUCAUGUAUCUGGUUCAUUUGAAUAUGAAGCAUGGCCAAUUAGAUUUUUAUUUUGCACACCCUACUCCUAUCUCUUGUCUCAUACACAAUUUUGAGUCCUCAACUCUUGGUAUUGCUUUCCUAAGAAACAAAAUUAUUUUAUAUAUACAUAUAUAUAUAAAAUAUGGUUUUGUGAGAGUGAAUGUCUGCCCCCUCCAGCCCUCAACUUACAUUUGCCGUUUGUGCAAUGUGUACAUAAGCAGUAGCACCUAAACCAUUCUUUUUCUUUAGUGAAUUUGUUCAAGCUGCUAUUAAAAAAAAAAAAAACUUGUCAAAAGUUGUAACUCUCUCUAUAACUGAUGCUACUAUUCUAAAGUCUUCUGUUUCUAUGUGUCAUACAUGGAAAUCCCUUAAAGCUUUUAUAAAGGGUAAAUGUUUUACAUGAUUGGAAUCGUGUAGGGUUGAGGUCUCUGAAAUUGGGUAGAGAGAAGGGUUGUUGAGAUUUCUUUUAAUUUUUUUUUGCUAGUUUACUUGCUGCCUCUCAUACCUUAAUGUGAUUUUCAUAUAUAUAUUUUUAUAUAUAUGUGUUGUAUAUAUAAACAUAUAUGUAUGUGUUUUGAAGUAUAGCUUCCUUUUCUUUUAUAUUUAUUAGAAUAGUGCUUUAAUAAUUAUAGAAUCGUAUUGGCAACAUCUUUUAUAGAAAUAUAAUCAUGUUUAUUUUAAGAACUGACAAUAUGUUUUUGCUCUCUUUUAGUGCAAUAAGCAGUUUUAAAAAGAAAGCUGUGUCUGUUUUACAUCUUUACCACAAAUCAUGGGAGAAACAGGCACCUCUGUAAUUUUAAAAGGGCAAAGUAAUACAGCCUUAAUUUCAGAAGGAAAGUUUUAUAAUUUUCAAGUUUAAAUCAUGUCUUAUAAAAAUCAUUAUGAAAAUGAAGGAAGUUAAAUUUCCUAAAUGAGUCUUGACCUUGAAUAUUAGAAAUAAAGUUGAAGAACUUUGAUUUAAUUAAUGACAAUGACUAGCUUAAGAUAUAGAAGACAUUUAAAUUUUUGAAAAGAGCUCGUGUUUAUUGAAGAAUCAUACUGGUAAGCUGCCAGUUUUCAUUUACUAAAAUGUGUCAGGAAAAUAUAAAAUGAUAUUUUUAAAACUUUAUUUGCUAAUUCAUCACUAGUGUAACUUUCCUUUUAAAAUUAGGGAGAUGGUGACAAAGAAAGUUAGGACUUUGAUCAUUUGAAAUGAGUUAAAUCACUGAAAUGUUGAAAAACUUUUUUGCAGAACUUUUGUUUUUAUUAACUUCACUUUAAGAUAGUAAAAAAUACUAUAAAGCUGUCAAAACCGAGUUUAUCAGUAACCUUGGAUUCAAGGGAGCUUUGCACUUUGUAACUCAUGAAAAUUGCAUUUAAAUUUUUUUUUUUUUUUGCACUGGUUCAGAGUGUAGAUAUUACAGAUUGUUUCCAGUGGGCAUUGUUGUUAACCUUUCAGAAUUCCAUCUGCACAUGAAAACAAAUGGAUUAGCUCUUUAGUUUCUCUCUUACCUGUUAUCCAUGUAAUGCCAAUUUACUGUAUUUUGAGCCUAAAAUCUGAGCCCAUGUCCUCCAACAGGUAUGAAAUCUUUUGUCCCCCUGCCAGAAAAUUAAGAAAGUACUGUAUUUUGUAUGUUUAUUAUAUUGAAGUUGCUGAGAUGCAAUUUACAACACUGUUUCAAAGCUCUUUACAUAAGGUAAUGUUUGUGUAGUAUAUACAUUUUUCUCCCAACCGCCUCUCCUCCUCCAAAAAAUGUCUAUAAAGGUUGUAUUUUUUUUUUUUACAUUGAAGUUUCACUGAAUAUAAUCCAGAACAUAGACAGGAGAAGGAAAUAGUGUAUCUUAGAUGGUAAAAACCUGAUGGCGUAUGUUUGCUCAGUAUGAGUAAAGCAUCUUCCUUUAUCAGUGGGAGUUUCACAGAUGCAUGUGGGAGACUUUAGGGCCUAGGGAAGAACUGUAGAUAAUUUCCCCCUGUUUACCUGCUUUACCUAAUUUCAGUCACCUAAUCUCACAUGUGCUAAAGUAAAGCCCACAAUUUAAAUCUAUUUAGAAGGACUUUUACAGAGGAAAAAAAAAUUUUUUUAACAUAAAGCUUUACCUUUGAAAUGAGUUCUUUAUAAAGGGUGCUUUUAGAGUUUCAACAUUGCUAGUUUAAAGUUGGUUAACUUGAAAGAAUAUGUAUAGUAUAUUUCUAUUUUGCUUACUAACAAAUUGGUGUAUCAAACUUAAUUAUAAGAAACUUUGUGCUUAGAAUUUUAAGAUAAAAGACUAAAUGGCACAUAUUUUUUGAAAUUUGUUUUAAUUGUUAUUGUACUUUCGGUGUAGAAUCACUGAUCUUUUUUAUUUAAAAAAAGGAGGAAAAAAAGAUUGUUUUGAGUUUAAAUGGUCAUGAAACUCAACAGUGACCUUUCUGUUCCUGCCCUUGCUCACUAACUAUACAUACAGUGAAUGCUAAAUUUCUCUGCUGUUUUCUGUGAUAUAGGAGUGACUUUAAAAUGUCAGUCCCAGCAAUUGGUAUAAUAGAUUUUCAUGUGAAGAAGAAUUGGGAGCUUAAUGUAUAUUCUGGAUGGCAAAUAUGUAAAGUGCUGAUACAUGUUUUAUAUUACAGUAUCAAGUUAAUGGCAUUGAGGACCAUGCAUUUAUAAUACUGUAGCUGCUAUAUUUAUUUAAUGAAGUAGAGUCUGACAGUUACUGCACUAAACAGUAAGGAGAUGAGCAGGAUUCAAGGCUGGUGUUAAACUUUUUUUUUUUUUUUUCCUAAAUAAGAUUUAAGAACAUGAAAUAUCAAGAUAACAAAGGGUGCUGCCAAUUUAGGUUCAAUUUAAUGUCAGGAUACUCUUUCUUUGUUUUAGAAAUGUGGAUUUUUACUUUUAAGAGUUUUGAAAAAGGGUACCUCAGCCUCCUUAGUACUGGUUUUUGGCUUAUUUUCACAGACAUACAGAUGCCCUUUAUUUUUUUCUUAAUAUUUACCUUUUAACACAUUUCUCAGAAAAAGUAUUUGUCUAUGAAAAUCUUCCUGGUUAUAACCUAUUAAUUUAUUUAUCUUCCUUGAAAAGGGUCUAGGUGGGAUUCUAGUAGGAGUAUACUGGGUGUUUUAGAAGGCACUUGAUAAAGAUUCAUCUCUUCCUUCUAGCAUGGAGACUCCUAGCCUUCUAAACACCUAUAUUAGUUUUCCAAACUAUAAUAGUAUAAUAGGUUCUCUAAUGACCCACCACUGCCUAAAGUUUACUUACAUAUUCUCUAAUGGAUUUUAGUAUGACAGACCUCAUGACAGGCUUAGUCAUGACAGACUUAAGCUAUGUCUAGGAGAAUAAAAGCUGAGUUGCCGUUCCUUAGAAAUGAUUGGCAGAGGAUCUCAAUGUUUAAGGAAAAGGUGAACACUCAGAAUGCCAGUAAUAAAUCUGAAGGAUCUAUUUCUGAUGAAUUAUAGACUAGGAAUUAGAGACUCUUAUCCAAGAAAUUUUGUGGGUAUUUGAUUCAGAGGCCAAUAUGAAUUUACCACAGGUAGUGAUUUUUAUGAAAUUCAUGAAGCUAGCCACUCGGAUGCAGCUAGAAUAUUUUGUAGUCUUGCUAUUAAAAUUUGAUAGUGAUGUUUUUCCAAGAGGCUUAACUGACAGGUCUGCGUAAAUUUUAUUCAGUAUCAUUUAACCUGGUUUAAAUAGUUAUUUUAAUUCAUCCUCUUAGAUGUUUUCCUGUUGAAUACUUUUUAAAGACAAGUUGCCACUAACAGUAACUUGCUACUUAAAUUCUUUUGUGAGUUAUCCAGUCAAGCUGUAAAAAGACACCAUUGGACUGGUAUCUUUAUUUUGGCUUUUUUAAUCCUUUUCAUUCUUUUUGAGAAUUCAUGGAUAUCCUAAAGCUUCAAUAACAAUACUUGCGAGACUUUAUACCAAGUGAGACCUUUGUGAGUGGCAGUAUAACCCUGACUCUAGAGUCUGUCUGUAUUUUCCUUUUCUCCUCUCAUUUGAUCAUAUAAAGCACUUUGUGAUUCUAUAGGAGUCGAAAAGCAAAGAAUAAUGUGUAAAAUCAGUACAUAGAUGGGAAAGUGAGAAUUUUCUCCAAAAAAAUCAUUAAAAAAAAUUCCUACAUAUACUAAGAACAUUUGUGAUCAGUGGCAAUACUAGAAAUUAUACUGUGAUUAGUGAAACCUAAGCUGACUCACAGGAAGAAAAAUUCAGUCUCUCUCUCUCUCUAUAUAUAUAUAUAUAGCCUCAAAGGGAAAAAUAUUUUUUACUUUUUCCUGCUUUUAAAAGUGGUACAUUUCAGUUUAUAGCUUUCCAUGUUGAUCAAAAUAAUUUCUUUUAACUGAGAUACAGUGGUCAAAGCUUGUGCUAAUAUUAUCCACUACUAGUUGAAUUUUAUUCUUCUUUACCCAUCAAAGAUAGUGUGCUAUAUUUUUACAUUGUUGUAAGAAUAUUUUGCUCUUGAAGUAUAGAAAGUAAAGAUUUUAAUUUGAAUUAAAGAUAGAAGGUUAAUAAAUUUCAUAUUGAGGGUUGAGAUUUACCAAUGAGAAGCCCUCUUGAAGUAUCAGGUAGCCAACAGAAUGACAAAAUUAAGAUGCUAUCGAAUCAUCCAUCCAGCCAUUGGUCUCACUUCCUUUCUGAAAUCAAUAUCUGAGGUAACCAAACUCUAAUGCUGUAUCUAUGUUAGGGUAUCAUUAAAGCAAAGAUGUUCUUCAGGGUAGAUGCUGAAUUAAAUUUUUAAAUCAUUUUUUAAAGCAAGGCGGUUCUUAGAAAGUGCCUUUUCAGAAGAUGGUGCUGUAGACUUUUAUUUUUCAAAUAGCAUGAGGCUAAAAAUUUAAAAGAUAAAUUAUUUUAGAACUCCAAGAGUAUGACCGUUUCAUAUAAAUAAUGUUACUUGUUGUCCUGAAUCUGGUCCAAGGGAACCAAAUAUAGCUUUUAUUCAAGUUAAGUAUCUAAGUAAAUGCUCACCAAAUGUAUUUUGUAGGUUUAAAAACACAGUUUUUAACAGAAGUAACCCUUUCAGUUCUCAGCUGUGUUGAAGGUAAUAUGGCACAUAAAACAGCGAGUUUGCUGAACUUUUUAGCAAGGGUACGAGUAUGGUAGUAAACCCCCAAAGUCAAUGGUAACUUGCCAGAAAUUAUGUGAUAGGCUACCCUCUCCCCCUCCAGCAUAUUGACCCUUUUGUAAAUAUCUAUUGGUGGCCUUUUCUAAUUACUCUUUACUAAAGAAGACUGCAUAGAAAGAUAGAGCCAACUCACCAAGGAAAUAGGAAAAGUAAAAUGGUUAUUUCUCUGUCUUUAGGGAAUCUUUUCUCUUUCAGGCAGCAAGAUAUAUUCUAAAUGUCUCCCUCUUUUUUUCUAGCAUAGAUGAAAAAGGAUGACAGUGCAUCUGUACGAUUGGUUAAUUAGAAAUAGAAAUAGAACAUGUCAAAAUUAGGCUUUGGAGGAAAUAAGUAAAAGGAAGGAUAAUAGUAGAAUUAUUCCUACUGGUUGGAAAUUUAGUAAUCUAUCAGGAAGCAACUUUCCCCUGAACUAGAAGUAGUAAACAGCAGUAAAUGAUCACCUAACCAGUUCUUGCUUGUGAACUUGGUGAGCACUCUUCCAGAAAAGAAUAAACUUAAAAAACAGACAAAAGAACACCACACCUCAGUAACCUUGUAUGCUGCAUUAUGUAAUAAUGAUAGUGAAAUUAUAUUGAUUGUUUGGAGUGUACUAUGUCUGUCUGCAAAUACACAUGCACAGUAAACUUUUUCAUUUUUAUAAUGUCAUAAUAGCAAUUAUGGGUUUAUUUUUUUAAUAUUAAUUUUUCUAUUGUGAUGUUUGUAUUUAUUGACAAUUUGUGUGCAACUUUUAUAUUUUGCUUAGAUAUUGGUUUUAAGGUAUUUUAUUUUUAUAGAUAUUUCUAGCUUUUCCUCUUUCUUUGUAAUAUCAGCUAAGAUAAGAUGGAAUGUUAACAUACCAACCAAACUACUAAUUCCAUAAACUCUAGAGUUUGGAUUUUUACCAAUAAACCAUUAACACUAUUUUCUAACUUAGAAUAUUUAAUGUUGUUUAUAUAGUGGGCAUUAAAAAAGACAGUCUUUAGACAGAUUUCUAAAUGUGGAGGGGAAGUGGAACUUUCCUAUAAGUUAGAUUUCCUCCCCUUAAGUAUCUAACUAACAGACUGGAUUGAUUUCACCUGAUCUGCGGAUUGGUGCCAGCUUGUUACACUUCUUUUUCUAACUUCAGCUACAGUUGAAACUGCUUAAAUGGUUACAUCAUUCAGCAUUAGGAUUAUGAUACCAUUUUUAUAGACCUGGAAAACAGCAAAUGAUCCAGAAGUCAGUGACAAUUGACUUUGAAAUGGGGUGCCCCUCCCCUGCCAUAAUUAUAUGGAAGACUUGCUACCCUGAAUUUUUUCCUACUGUGCUUUUAAAAUUGUUUUAACCCUACCAUACUUUUAAAGUUGUUUCACAGAGUUUAAGUAGCUAAACUUAAGAUAAAGACUGAUUAAUACUGUAUUUCAGCUAAUUAAACAUUUAAGUAAUAAUUAUGAAUUUGAAUUAAUUGGAGGACAGUUAAAAGUAUCAUUAUAUAAUAUUAAUUUCAAGUGUAAUAUAGUCACUUUAGUUUCCUAGUGAAUCAGUUCAGUUCAGUCGCUCAGUCGUGUCCAACUCUUGGUGACCCCAUGGACGAAGAGAUCAAGAUUAUUUGUAUUGACAUUAACUUUUUAUAAAAGUACAUGAAAAAAGUGAAUUCUCUUAAACAGGUAAAACAUUUCCAUUGUAUUUUUACACAGUGAAUUUUCAUGGUAAGCCAAUUUUUUUCUGUAAGAGAUUAAAAGAUAAACUUGAUCCCACCCUCUGAGCUUUAAAUUCUAAUUUAUCAGGGUUUAAUGUAUGACAUUUUGCCAUACUAUAUUCUUUCACUGAGAGGGGUAAAUGAGAAAGUUUCAAGUAAUUAUAAUCGGAAAAAUAUUAUUUUUAUAUUGUGUGAAACAACAGUUUAAAAUGAAUCAGCGUGUGAUUUCAUAUAGAUAUUAGUUAUAUCACUUUUCCCCCACAUUUUUGCCAGUUUCAGUGGGUUUUUAAAUAUUCAUAAUACACUAAGCUACUUCCUUUACCCUGAUAUCAAGUAGUAAUUGAAGGUUGGUAUCCGGGAGUUGGUGAUGGGCAGGGAGGCCUGGCGUGCUGCGGUUCAUGGGGUCGCAAAGAGUCGCACACGACAGAGCGACUGAACUGAUUCUGAUUAUAGGAAUUUGUUGAUACUAAAAAACUAAAUAUAUUUUGAGCAGUCAGAUACAUUUUUGUUGCAAGUAUACGCUCUCCUCUUAAGGAUAUUUAUUGUCAUAAUUUUAAUAGUUUUAUUCAUUAUGCUUCAACAUUGCCCUAGACUGUCAGGCAUAUAAUUCUUGUAGGCCAAUAUUUUUAAGGCAGCUUUAAGCAGAAGUCCUCCUUUGUUUUCUUUUUUUCCUUCCAAAAGCUCUUAGGAACCUGACAUGUAGAGCUUAUUUCGCUCUUUAUGGUUGGCUCCAUAAAUCAGGGUACCCAGAGUCAGUGCUGAAUUACCAUGCUGAAGUACUGGGUGACGGGCUCAAGCUUACAGUCACCUCUUAGAGCUGUCAUGAAUAGUCUUAUGUGAGUAGGAAACAGAUAGGAAUAUUGAUCAUUAGAAUUUUGCUUUUUUGUGUGAUGUUUUAUUUCUAAAAAUUGAUUAUCUGCAAAUCUACAAUGUUAUGUUUUAAGUUUAAAAGGCUGUGCCAGAGACUAGAGAGGGAGAUUACUCUGGUAUUUAGUGCCUAAAACUUUCCAGCUUUAUUUACUUCAUGGCUUUAGUUGGAAGGACAAACAAAAAUCCUUUAAUUUGGCCCUUUAUUUUUAGAACCAAAGAAGGGAGAACUUUUCUACAAAAAAUGUUGCAGGUGUGAUAGGAGAUCUUUGUAAAGAAAUGGACUAGUGGGUUUGUAAGAGUAUGUAGUAAGGGGGGAAAUGAGGAAAAAGAAAAGGUUUCUUUGCUGGAAUCCUUUUGGACAGAAACCUUAAAUUGUUUGAUACUUACCUAUUUCUCAUAGUCACAUUGUAAAAGAGGAACUCUUGUGAUUUGAACCUAAGAAAGUGUCACUGUAAACUAACUGUAUUUUAAGUUGUUUGUUGUCCCAGAUCUAAAGGUACAUCUGUCUUCAUUAGAGACGUUGCUUCUGAAUUGUAAUUUUAAAAUGAAGUAUUUUUCUUAAAUAGAGCCACGACAUUGCUAUCAACAAAGCUUCUCCAGCUUUUCCCUUUAUAUAGAAAACACAAAACAGAACCUUCCCAGACAAGGUUGUCUUUCCUGUUAAAAAAAAAUAUUUUUUGAUAAAAGAUUUGGGGAAAACACUGGUAGGCUGUGAUGAAGAAGGAAUUUUGCCUAACAUAGACAGUCCAGCCAGGUUAAUGGAUACAGUUUGAUCCCAGGGAGUUUAACAAGAGGAACCUUUGGUAGCAAGUAAACAUUUGGUUUUGGUAGCAACAGGCUUGGAUCUCUGGUGGUAAUUAACUGCGAAUAUCUCCCUGUUUCAUAGAAAGGGAAUGAUCUCAUAGUGUUGAUGAUGAUCCUGCAUGUGCUGUUUUUCUAAUUCAGAAAUCAGGUCUAGCAAGCACUAACCAAAAUCUAAUACUUUGUUCCCAUAAGAUUCUUAAAAAGUUUCCCAGGAGCUUUCUCAUUUCUUAGCCCAGAGUACAGCCAUUCUCCUCUUUAAAAAAGAAAGAGUAAGGAUUUAGAGGCAGUUUAUAUAGAAUUCUGCCUUGAGUAAGUGUCUUUAAAAUACUUUGGAAAGAAAGAUCACAUACCACAAGUUAUGGUUUGAUUGAGAGACUCUCUGAAUGCUGUGUUCAUGUUUGGGUUCUGAAGUUUUUUCUUUGACACGCCAUUCUUUGAUCUGCUUGAGUGCCAUCAUUCUGUUCUGGGGUGCUGUCAGUGUUGUAUGCCAUUUAUGAAGCGUGCGGUUCUUCUCCUCCUCCCCCCUUACAGACGCACACACACACACACACACACACAAUUAAAAGGGGGAGGGAUACAAGAAAAAAGAUAGUAAGAAUCAUUAGAAUGUAACUUUAGUUAAUAAUGAUAGAGAGAAAUCCUAACUUGGUUAAAUGAGAAAUAAGAUUGAAAGUGUUAGUCCUGCAGCUAUUCUCUGUCCAUAAAGGUUUUUGCUACCUGUAGAGUGAUAAUGUGUACAGAAUAUGUAUCUGAAAUAGGAUGUUAUAGCAAAGUAAUAGAGAAAAUUAUUCUUGAAAGUAACAAUUCAGUUUUUUGCAACAGUGAUGCCCAUAUUCUUAAGGAAAAUUAAUGUAGCUUCUAGUUUUAAUGAAUCAGACUCUGAUUUAAACAUCAGAAGAUUUGUAACUGAUUCUGAUAUGUCACCUUAAGUAUAUAAAAAUUAUAUUAAAUGAAUACUUAAGACUAUUAUGUCCUUAAUUUACAUAUUAUUUCAGACCUUAGUUCUGUAGAUAUAUCUCUCACCUGUACGCCUCUUAGUGUGUGCAAAGUUCCAUAUUAAAAUUUUUUUUAAUUCAUUUUGUAGUCAAACCUGAACUAUAAAGGAGCAAGCAAAAUCAGUUUCAAACACCAGAACUUUUAGAAGAUUGCAGCUGGAAAAGGCGAUUGGGAGCUUGUUGCCUUUGAGGGUGGUCAAAGUGUUGGUCGCUCAGUCAGGUCCGACUCUGCAGCCCCAUGGACUGUAGCCCCCCAGCCUCCUCUGUCCAUGGAAUUCUCCAGGCGAGAAUACUGGAGUGGGUAGCCAUUCCCUUCCCCAGGGGAUCUUAAAGGCCUCUAAAACUUGAGCUAAGACCUGGAGUUUAGUCAGCUCUACCACUAAUUUGCUCUGUGUCCUUAAGGCAGCUUCCUUCAUCUCUUCGUGUCUAGGCUCUUGUAAAAUGGUAUUAUAACACCUGCCCUCUUCUAAGACCAGGAUGGUUGUGACAGUGCUCGAGUUCUCCAGAAGAAAAGCGACUCAGAGGCUCAGGAUGAAAGAAUACUGUUGCAUGAAGUGUUCAUUUCCAGUUUGCCCCUGUGAAAGUAUCUUUAGUUACCACCCUGGAUCAUUUUAUCAAGCAAAUGUAAGAGAAACGGAGGCUUUAUCAUGGUAUGGCGUUCGCCUACAAACGUAUCCUGUUCCAUUUCUCCCUUGCUAGCUAUCACACAGGUUGAAUUUUUCUUUAUAAUCAUUUUUGGAAAAAGUGCAACUCCAAAAACCAAACUCCUUUUAGUGGUGCUAUGGCAGCUGUGAUUGUAUUUCAAGUUAGAUUAAUGUGAUGAAACCAUCAGAUAAUCAAAACUUAACUAACUUUGCCUUUUGCCUUCAGGCAUUUUUGCUGUGGAUUGGCAUCAGAGGCUGUUGCACAACCAGAUAAUUAUCCAUUUGUUAUCCCUUUGUUUCUUGCAGAUCUUUUUGUACCUUUUUUUGGAGUACGGGGUUAGGUUUUAAGAAGGAAAGUGUGCUUCUUUCACUUAACACUUCACAGAGUUGACCUUGCUUUCCAAUCACCAUGCACCUGUAAAAAAUCAUAUUAAAAGGGUUUUUUUCUUCAUUUAAAUUCAGUUCGGAGCAUCUGCAGGUGAUUUUAGGCAGCCUGUUGGUGUCUGACCCAGUUAUCUUUAUGGAUUGUGGGCAGAACCUUACAUUUUUACAGACUUACCCACUCUCCUGGGGGUAAGGGGCUCCUGUUUCUAGGAAAAAAACAAAGGGCACAUCACCACAGGUUGUAUAAGCAAUUCCUUUGCUUGUUUGUUUUGUUAAGAAAUAAAGGAUGCAUUUGAGGUACACAGGGUAUGAAUGCAUUCAACAUUUAUUUUUUAUUUCUAUAGAUGAUCUCCCCUUCUUGCAGGCAGUUUGAGCUUUUAGCUCAUCACUAACGUGGGUGAUAUCUGCCUUAGUUUUAUAGGAUAAAGUUGGGGAGGUUCAUGCUUGGAAAAUGAACAAAAAAAACUCCACCUUGCUGGGUGAGAUAGCUGAGAACAUUGGAUAUUUCAGGAAUACUUUUAAACAGUUUUUGCUAUAAUGUGUAGCUUUAAUAUCUGUCUUCAGUUAUAAACCCAUGAAAGUAUUACUGUAUCUUGUGAAUAAAGAUCAUUCUUGUGGACUAUAUGGAUGCAUUCAUAGGCUGUGGGAAGCAGUGGCGUGUGUGUGUCCGUGUGUGUGUAAAUAUUCUGUGUUUAUAACACUGUGUAUUACAUAAGUUUAUAUAGAAAAAAUGUGUUUCUUUAAUGUUUUGGGGGACUAAAAUUGUAAUAUAACCAUUCCAGUGUAAUCUGACCACUCACUCUAGAGAACAUUUAUACUACACACAGAUACACACCCCUAAAGCGUGGCUAACUGCUCCCACUUUAGAUAAUUGCUGCUUUUUUUAAAACCCAAAAUAAUGGAGGAGGAAAUAGCACUCUUUUUAAAGGGGCUUUUCUGAAAAGUAAAAUGUAAAUAUAGGACAUGUGGGGAGGGUGGGGCCUUCUGCAGAUGUCCUGCAGGUGGACAAAUAGCCUUUUAAAUUUUACUUUUUAACCAUCUUAACCGUGUGUGCCUAUUUGUACUGCAGAUGUGAAAUAUUUGGGGGGGUUAAUAUCAGUAUGUUUUGAAACUGAAUUAUUACAUAAAAUCAGAGUAACCUCUUUCUCCAUCCUCCUUUUCCACACUGACUAUUCUUGCCAAAUAUUUCUACCGAAACCAAUUUUCAGCAUGGUAAAACGAUGGACACUCAAACCUCCUUCUUCAUCUUCCCUAUCCUGUCUUACACCUGGUCUGGCCUUAUAUUUUUUUGUUGGCUUUUCAUAAGUAAGAACAAUUUACUGUAGUUUAGAGACUGCAGAAUUUCAAAAUGUUUAUCUAUAAGCCUUCCUUUGUUAAUGUUCGGUUACAGUCAUAUUAGUUAAAACAGUGGAGUCAGUGGAGUGAGUCUGAGUUCUUAAUAUGCUGUAAGGUAAAAUUUUGACUGAUAUUAAACUUGACGGCUGCAUACUAUUAAGAGGAAAUUGGAUUACAUGGUGGGUGGGAGCUAAUCUAUGGUAUAUAUGUAAUCACUGUAUAAUUAGAAACACCAAAUGUUGAGUCCUAUCACUGUGUACUUGGGGGCCAGGCUUUGGAUAUGGUUUUCAUUUUAAUUCCUUGAAGACUGUAUGUCAUUAAGACGAGCAGAAGGCAAAUAAAGUUUUUAAGCAAAAAUGCUUUGGGGGGGUAUUUAAAUUAUGUUCCCCCAAAAAAUCUUUACUACAAAAAACCUAGGGUUGAGAUUGAGACGCUUCAAGCCGCUUUUUAAGCAGUUCAGUCACUUACAAUAUUUUAUGUUAAAGAAAUUGUCAUAAUUCUUUCUGAGCCAAACUGUCACUAAAGUGUCCUGUGACAGAACCACUCCUUUUUUCUGCCAUUCUGUGUAUUGGAAGAGUUCUAUGUUGUAUUUGUUUUUAAUCCUUGAUUUUAAAAUAUUAAUGGUUUUAGUGUUGCUUAGCAUCAGUUUGAAGUGUAACUUUCACUAAUAACUGCAAUAAAAAGAAAAGCUUUGCUCCAAA